UGAUUGAAACAGAUUGAUGAGCCCGGCGAGGCGGAAUGGCAGCAACGCAAGGACUUAGUGGACUGCGCGAGCAAGUUUUGUCGGAAGUGUUUCAUUGAACUUUUGAACUUCAAACCCCUUUCUAAUGUGAGCAAUCAACCUGACAGCAUUCCUCCAGUCUGAAAAUGUCCCGGGGAUGUACAGUUUCUGUGGAAGAAGUCCAAUCUUGGUGGGAAGUCCCCGCCAUAGCCCACUUCUGCUCACUGUUCAGGGCAGCGUUCAACCUCCCCGACUUUGAAAUCGAGGAAUUGGAGAAAGCGCUCUCAGAACAGGACUUGAACUUCCUCGGGGAUCUUAUUGCUUGUCUACUGCAGGGAUGUUACCAGCGCACUGACAUUACUCCCCAGGCAUUCAGCAGAUAUCUGGAUGACAUCAUCAGCUACAGAUGGGAGCUUGAAGAGGGGAAACCCAACCCACUUCGGGAGGAGUCCUUUGAAAACUUGCCCCCUCGCACUCAGGUUGAACUGCUGCACCGUCUCUGCGAUUAUCGGCUGGAUGCUGCUGAUGUCUUUGACCUGCUGAAGGGUCUGGAUGCAGACAGUCUGCGGGUAGAACCCCUUGGGCAAGAUGGAAAUGGAGCCCUCUACUGGUAUUUUUAUGGCACCCGUAUGUACAAAGAAGAGAUAUUCAUGAGAAAAGUGGAGAAAAUCAGUGAAAAUCCCGGGUUAACAUUAACAGAGAAAAAGAAAAGAGGAAGACCACCAAAGAAAAAAAGAAUGGAAGACUCUGAGCUAAGUGAGGCAGAAAGUGAAGAGGAUACAGAAAAUGGAAUGGAAGAUAUAGCUCCUGCGAAAGUAGGUUGUCAGCGAGGUACCUGGUCCCUUGUGUGCGAAACAGAAGAACAGUGGGUUAACUUGGCAGAAAGCAUUAAGGAUAAACUGGCUCCCCAAGACCGCCAUCUGUACCGUGUCAUCAGCCAGAAUUUUCUACCUGAGAUACGCAACAUGAUUGAACACAAGGAGCGCGAGCAGAAACAGAAGCUUGAAGAUCCAACUCCAUUCCGUGCAUCACAGCGUUUCUCUGAAAAACACAUGAGCCAAGAGGAGGAUAAUGUGGAGGCCACAGUUGAGUUUGAGAAGAGAAAUGAUGAAGAGCUGGACAGGCAGGUCUUGCUGGCCGAACAGAGGCGAGAAGAAGAAAGGCUUCAGCAGGAACAACGACAGCGAGAGAAAAUGGAGAAGAUCAAAGCUGUGGAAGAGCGGGCCAGGAGAAGGAAGAUGCGAGAGGAAAAGGCCUACCUGUUGUCUGUAGGAAAAGACCUCCCACCAGAACUUCUGAAUUUAGAGCCGUCUUCACCAGUUCUCAGAACACGGACUACUAAGGAAUUCUUUGACAUGGAAGAUGACUACACAGGUUUAUACAAAGUGCUGGAGGCCUUGAAGGCUCAUAAAGAUGCUUGGCCUUUCUUAGAACCUGUGGAUGACUCCUAUGCCCCCAAUUACCAUGACAUAAUACAGACUCCCAUGGACCUUUCCACCAUUGAGAGGAAACUCAAUGAUGGAGAAUAUGUGGCAAAGGAGGAGUUUAUUUCUGAUGUGAAGCUCAUAUUUAAAAACUGUAUUGAGUACAACGGAGAAGAUAGUGAAUACACUGUGAUGGCACAGUCUCUCGAACGCUGUUUUAACCGGGCCCAAUUAAAACACUUGCCAGCAGAGGAGGGUGAUACUGAUGAAGAAUUCUACAUCAGCAAAGAAGACAAGGAGCGCAAGGAGAAAAAGCGAAAUCGUAGCAGUAAACAUUUGGGACCUGAAAGUCUAAUCAAGGCGACUCAGGAUGUUCAGCGUAAACGAAGUGUGCAGGGAGGCAAAGGCCAAAUGCUGUUGGAGGACAAGGUCCUCAAGCCAGUUCGACCACUUACACAUUCUCAUUGGGGCUUUCCUCCAAGUCAGCAACACCGACAUGGCGACAUCAAGGGCAUGUACCAUCCAGAACAAUGGUUACAUCGUCCUCAUGGUCCGCACAUGUAUGCUCAUAGAAUGGGCACGGAUCCCCGUUUUGCCUUCCCAGGUCACAUUCCAAGGCAUGGAGGCCCUGGCUUGAAUCGUAUGCAGCACGACUUGAACAUGCAGCAUCCUAUGGGCCAUAGGUAUCCAAUAGGCCCUGAUGGUAACCAGCUUCUUCCCCAGCAGCAGCACCCCUAUAUGGGUCCAACACAUGGCCCAUCUCUGGGUCCCCGUCCAAUGGCCCUUCAACUGAGACCUCCUCCUGAAGCCAGCAUAUACCCAGCCCAUUACCGUCCAGAGAGCCACACGAUGCACCCAAUGGGGAACCAGUUGUCAGGACCUCAACAGCACAAUUACACAGGCAUGAGCUCUCCUGGUAUGGUACGCUCUAACAUGUGGACUAGUUUGAAUCACCACUGUCCAGAGAGACCUAGUGGAAUGCACAUGCAAGAAGACCCUAGUUUGGUCAAUCAGCACAACCUGAGUUAUGGAGGAGUGCCACCUCCAGUGGGACAUAAACCAUGGCCGGAAGCUGCCGGAUAUCCCCAUCCUCCUCUAAAUUCACAAUAUCAAAAUUCUGCAGCAGUGGCCAGCCCCCCAGGCCCUGUGCAGCAACGCCCUCCCUUAACCCACCCGGACCCCUCCACCAAGAUGCGGUUAGCCUCUAUGUUGGAAAGUCCAGAAAUGCUAGCUCUACAGCAGCUGUCUGCCUCUUCCAGACCUCCCGUUGGUUCCCCCCAUCGCGACAUGGGCCACUUUCAACAGUCCAAGCCCCCCUCAGGGGUUGGCAACGUCCCAACUUGCCCCUCUCAGCAGCCUCCCCCAGCCCCUGAGGUUCAGCUGCUGCGUCCUGCUGGAGACAAAGGGCCAGACAGCCAGUCUUCCCCACAGACAGACAUUCAGCCCAAAGGACCUCCCGAAAACAAAGCGAGUAUCAAAGACAUUUCCAAUGAACCUCCUUCAUCAGAGAACACUGUUUCGCUUAACCAGGAGCACCCAUCCAUUCCAAACCCUACUCAACACCACAGUGGGCCAGCAGAGGGAUUGCACAGCCCUCAACAACCUCAGGAAAAUGUGUCUGGGGAAAAACUGAAGUCAGAGAGUGGAGCAGAGUGCCUUAUGCAGGAAGUAGGUGGCCAACUUCAAAAUAAUGGUCCCACUUCUGUGCCCUUGCACUUCCAUGUUAGUAAUAAGAAUUCUAAGAAUCCAUAUCCACUUACCACUGCUCAGCAUGCACAGAGCAGUCCUCUCCAGAGCCCUGCACUUGUUCAGCAGUGUGCGUCACCAUCUUUGAAUGCCACAUCAGACUGCAACUCGCCACAACGGCAUGAGCAGAAUGUUCGAAAACAACACCAGCAACGUCCAACCCAAGAAAUUCUAAAUAGGACAGCACCUCGCAACCACUGUCAGAACUCUCCUCCACAGAUGACCCUGAAUAUGACACAACUGCAAGCUCCACAUAUCACGCAAAGCACUCAGAGCAACUCUAUACGUAGCAUUUCACAUGGUGUCUUACAGAGAACCCAACCUGGACCCCCUCAUCCAACCCCUCUCACCUCUCUGACACCCAGCCACCCUCCUCCACAUUUACCCUCCCAGCCAAGCCCAGCAGAGCAUGGAGAACAAACACCGCGCAAACCUGCAAGUUGGCGAGACACCGAAGGUCCACAUGCAAUGAAAUUUGACUUUUCUAAUACUGCUUAUAAACAACAGCAGGCGUUUAGUCCAAACCAUCACGGAACCCAAACGGUGGACAGUCAUGCAAGUGUGCAGGCAGAAAGAGUGCGAGCACCUCCUCACAAUGCUGCCAUGCCUCCUCAUUCCCAAGAAAAUGGAGACAUGGGUCCAUACACCAUAGAGAACCCUCCACAUCCACAGUAUAGCCAGACAAGCAUGACCAGGCACUCUUCACAUCACCCUUAUUACACGCAGAACAUCAACCCCCUCCAGAGUACCCAAGACCAUUCCAGGUACCACCAGCAGCAAAGAACUGUGUAUUCAAUUCAUAUGCCUGGCCCUCAGCAUCUCCAUGCCCACACCAACAUGUACCCGCCAUUCCAGCAGGAACAGUAUUACACCCUACCGCAGGCCCAUAAUUUUGUUAACAGUAGAGGUGCUUAUCCUUCAGACGGUUGGCAGCCAUCUCAUCAGCCCAUGCUGCCUACAACCUAUCUGCCCGCAUCCAGUGCAAAAGGGAACAAUCAGGCCAAUGAGGGGUGUGUGUCACCAAAAGCCUCUGAGGGCUCCACUAUAGUGAGUUUGUUGUCCCCCGAAGCCGGGUCAGUCUCUGGAGGCUUGGAGGAGAGCAAAUGGGAAAGCAGAAACAGUGGAAGUGAUAGCCCAGCCAAACGCAGUCGCACUAAGGGGAACUUGGAGCAGCCUGAAAGUCCAAAAGAAAUCCUGGACCUCGAUAGCCACAACGCCGCCACUCGCCGUCAUAGCAACCAAUCGCUCGCCUCCACUGCACACAUUCCUCCUGGCUUUAUGUAUGACACCCGCACUGUGCACCCGCCAAUGCAUCCAGGCGGUGCUCCACCGUCCCACUGUGGAGUUGGGAAUGGAGCCCUUUACCCUAGACCACCAUACCAAGAUGCAGGACGAUUUAGUGUGCAGAGACCUCACCCACACCUGAUGGAGGCUCUUCAGCGGCCCCAGCAGUUGCCUCUCUCCCCUGGUCAGAUGCGCAUGGCCAUGUACCCUCACUCUGGUGGCCACUUUCAAAGUGUGAUGAUUCAGCAGAGAGGCUUGGCAUCUGAACAUUUCCUCCACCCAGGGCAACACGUGAUGACUGCACCGGGUGGAUCAAGCACCAAGCAAGUGUAAUGAAUUGAACCAAAAGAAAGACAUAGUGACCCACCUGACAGACAGCAGCAGAGGGCAUGACUUCCAGCUUCCAGUCUACAGCAACUUGUUCACAUUUGUCAUCCUGGCUUUCAAUUUUGGUUGGAGUGAAUAAUCAUAAUACUGAAUUCUACUGAGCCCUUGUGAACAAAAGUGUAUAGAUUACAGAUCUUUAAAACUACCAUUGUUGGGAAACAACAGUUGUGGUCGUCUCACAACAUCUUCCACUUUAUUGCUUUUUACCUUUGGUCUACCCUGUCCACUGUGAACAAUCAAAAUAUACACAGGGAGAGGGGCCGAGCCUUUUUAUAUUGUGCCAUUAUCUACUGACUCAAAUUGUUAAAAACUCAGGUACUGUAAAGGAAGAAGGCGGUACCGUGAGAGGCCUCUCUGACCAAGACAAAUUCCAGGUCCAGUUGUCUUGGUUUCUUUUUUUGAAUGUACGAGUGAAUGUUUCAUCGAUAAGCACACUCGCUGUGAAUGAGAGUCAAAGAUUCUGGAUAAAUAACCUAAUUAUUUGUACUCACUUAACCAUUUCCACCCAGACACAGAGUUUUGUGAACUAAAAAUACACUAUUAAUAGCUCCUUCACUGGUGAGACCGUCCGUCUGGGGCAAACAAAGACAACGCUGCUUGUAUCGGCUUGUACCUGAUUCCAUUAUGCACUGUGGCUUUCUUUGACUAAAUCUCCUGAAACUGAGUGGCCUUGGAUAGUCUUUAGUUUGUUUUAGUAAAUCCUCAUUUGUGUAUAUGUAUAAGUACAAAUCUAUCAGCAAACCCUUUUUUGAGUCGUUUUAUCUUUAAUGAAAGGAAUGACUUAAUGUGUGACGUUCCGCCUGCUGUUAGAAGGUUGCAACGUAAACAUGUAGUGUGAUAUUUGGUGUUUGAUGUGAACUGCACAGUCUGGUUCUACAUUUGCUUCUGGAAUUCACUUCCGCUUCUCAGGGAUCACACUUUGUACGGGUAUUUCUCGCUACUGAUUUUCAAGAGUUGCAUCUUAAAACAAGUUUACAUUUUUGGUAAGCUCCUCUUUUAAAGGAGGUCGUUUUGAUGAAGUCACUUUGCGUGAACUUGAACUGCUUAUUCCACACUGGGCUUAAUUUGAUGUGAUUGUGGAUUUAUUGGUUUGGGGAUUAUUAGAUCUUUGAUAGGUUUCACCUCGAAGUUACCACUGUUUUUGUUUUAUUACGCAGUCUGUUUGGAAGUAAAUCAAUCUACCUCAAUGAUCAAAUCUGGAUUCAGCAGGGUCCUGUGAGUCCAUCACUUUUACCAGUUGAGCUGAUGUUAGCAGCAUUAGCAUCUUUAGUAAAAGUGGUGUUGCUCCUUGACUUACAAAACACUGUAUAACCCUGGCAAAAUAAAUUCUCAUUGAAUCAUGCUAAAUGAAACUUUGACACCAACAUUGGGUACUCUACAUGAUGUUGAUGCAUUUGUUUGGCUUCCCAACUACACAUUUUUGCUCAGUGCCAGGAGUACAAGUUUGACAGUUUGGCAAGAAACCAACAUUUAUAGCAAUAGCUGCCUACGUUUUAUAUCGUAUGUUGAUUCAGGAUUAAAAGUAAAAAGUUAGGAGCUUCCAAGACGCAUGACGUGGUACGCUAUUAAAAUUGUGAAUUGUCUCACUGUAGUGGAUCUAAGGGGGUGGGUACUUCGGGGUACUGCCUUCAGUGCUGUUUUAUCUUUAGAAAACUGUUUUUCAAGGCUACAGUAUGUGAAGUUGUGCGUGGUGGUAUCUAAAGAUCUACAGGUGUGUGUGUGUGCGCGUGUAUGUCUGAAUGUAUGCCUGUGUGUGUCUGUUGUGCAGAAUUGAUGCCAGUUAUCAGUUAAGCAUGUGUAAGUCCAUUGUCAUUCAUUAGUCAAAACCAUUUAGAUGUGAAAUAUAUUUAUUUGCUUUUUUUUUUUUUCCUUGUUAAAUAUAAAUGUGCUGGCCAUGUCUUUUUAAGUGUCAAUCUGUAAGGAAUUACCUAAUUUUGAAGGGUGUUUACAGAUUUUUUUUUUUUACUUGAAUGUCAGAUUGUUUGGGAAAUGGACUGGUGUAUUUUCUAUACUGUACAUUUCUUAGAAAUAAAAACAAUUCCUCAAA
Syngnathus typhle (broad-nosed pipefish) is the source of this 6906-nucleotide messenger RNA. Its product is annotated as chromatin remodeling regulator CECR2. The record is from RefSeq and is a predicted model, not a curated record. The transcript has 19 exons. Gene Ontology annotation, biological process: chromatin remodeling. Gene Ontology annotation, cellular component: CERF complex. The coding region runs from base 165 to 4805 and encodes 1546 amino acids. Gene Ontology annotation, molecular function: protein binding. NCBI's taxonomy places the organism in Eukaryota, Metazoa, Chordata, Actinopteri, Syngnathiformes, Syngnathidae.